This is a messenger RNA of Oryzias latipes (Japanese medaka), 2469 nucleotides long. The record is from RefSeq and is a predicted model, not a curated record. Lineage: Eukaryota; Metazoa; Chordata; Actinopteri; Beloniformes; Adrianichthyidae.
UGCUUCCUCUUAACUCCUUGGACAGGUCACAGGGUCACUCUGACCCAGGGCCACUUUAGACACCAGCUCACACAUCAAGCAUGCUUUUGGACUGUGGGAGGAAGUCUGAGGACACCCCCACAUGCACGGGGGACACACAAGAAACUCCACACAGAAGGGAUUUGAACCACAGCCUGCUCACAGUGUGACAGGAGUGCUAACCACUACACCACCGUGCUCAUUGCCUGAAGGCCUGCGCUGUGGGGCAGCGGUGGACCGGGUCACCCCCUUUCUGAUAGACCCGUCAGACCUGAAAAAGGUCAACCGAUAGAUGACCUUUGACCCUCUUCUCUUCACCAUGCCUGCACGAGAGAGAGGACGACCACCGGCUGGACCGGAGGAUUCAGUUCUGGAUUGGGGUCUGCAAACACCCUCAUGUCCUCUGUGCAGCUGUGGAGAGUCGGUGGACCAGCCCCCCCUCCAACAGCAGGGGGAGGAGCCGCUGGGAAGGUCGCACUCGGCCGACCCCCCUCCCACUGCCGGUUGAACGACCAGCCGGCCCCCGACACGCUGAGUUCCAGACCGCGGUCCAGCCUCUGCAGCGUCCUGUUCUCCUGACCCCCCAGCAGACUGAGCCCCCCAGCUCUGACCGGGAAGACCUCAGGAAUGCCUGAACGUCUUCUGCCCUUCCUGCUGCAGCCGACGAGGCGUUUGUGACUCUGGUCACCUCAGACUCCUACUGCCAGGGCGCCGAAGUUGUGGCUCGCAGUUUACGGCGCCACGGUACGACGCGGCCCGUCGUUGUCAUGGUUACCCCAAACGUCUCUGAGCAGCGGAGGUUCUCCCUGCACUCCGACUUUGACGAGGUUGUCCUGGUGGACCCCCUCCCCAGCCAGAACCCCUCCCCGUCUCCAUGGAGAUGUCCCGAGCUCAGCCUCACCAAGAUCCAGUGCUGGACCCUGACUCAGUUCAGGAAAUGUGUCUUCCUGGAAGCAGACACGCUGGUUCUGAGUAACGUGGACGAGCUUUUCCAGAGGGAGGAGCUAUCGGCUGCUCCCGACCCCGCUUGGCCGGACUGCUUCAACUCCGGCGUGUUCGUCUUCACGCCGUCCCUCCACACCCACUCCAGGCUGCUGCAGCACGCCGAGCAGCACGCCGAGCAGCACGCCGGCGUGGACGGAGCAGACCAGGUUCUCCUGAACUCCUUCUUCUCCAGCUGGCCCCUGCAGAACCUCCACCACCGCCUGCCGUUCGUCUACAACCUGAUCUCCAGCUGCUGCUACAGCUACCUGCCAGCCUUCACCCAGUUCGGCCACCAUGCCAAGAUAGUCCACUUCACAGGAGCCCUGAAGCCGUGGAGCCGGCAGAGGGAGGCCGCCCCCCCAGACCCCUUGGAGAGGUUCUGGUCCCUGUGGUGGAAGGAACAUCUCAGCCGUUCUGCAGAGGGGCAGCCCGGCAGGAGAGCAGAGAACCAGCAGAUCCCGGAGCAGCGCGCUGAGGUUCCUGUCCAAGAACGCCUGGACACCUGCAGCUCUCUGCUGCCACACUUUACUGCCCCGCUCCAGAACCUGGACCCGGACCCCCAGUUGACCCCCUCCACAGAGGCCCCCCAGCCACCAGAGGGGGCGGGAUGCUCGGAGAGACCAGAGGAUCCACCUCCAGCUGUGGAGGAAGCAGAAGAUGGAGCUUCUCCGCCUCAGGGGGCAGCAGAGACGCAGGAGCUGCAGCACCGCAGGCGCUGGGAGGCCGGACAGGCCGACUACCUGGGCAGAGAUGCCUUCCAGAACAUCCAGAAGAUGCUGGACCGCUUCCUGGACUAGAAGAUCACGGAUCGUCCCCAGAUUCACCAACCGGUCCUGUUCUCCAGGCUGAAGCAGAGCAGACCAGACCAAACUAGACCAGAUCAAACCAGACCAGACCAAACUAGACCGGAUCAGACCAGACCAGAUCAGACCAAACUGGACCACACCAUAACAAACUAAACCAGAUCAGACUAGACCAGAAAACACCACACCAAACUAGACCAGACCAGGCCGAACUAGACCAGAACAGAAAAAAUUAGACCAGGCCAGACCAAACUAGACCAGAUCAAACCAGACCAGAUCAGACCGAACUGGACCACACCAUAACAAACUGAACCAGAUCAGACUAGACCAGAAAACACCACACCAAACUAGACCAGACCAGAUCAGACCAAACUACACCAGACCAGAACAAACUAAACCAAACCCGUCUGAUUGAGGUGCCUGGACCAUAAAACACUGAUAGCCCCUGAGGGGCAGCAGCCACAGCGCCCCCAGAGGCGGGUUUGGUUCCUACAGGUGGACGUCACGUCUUCUUCUGGCGUUUCCUGUUUGAAGAAGACACUCUGGAACCCCCCCUCCCCCACGCUGCCGUUCUGAGGUCCAGACCGUCACCCUCACUCCACAUCUGCCCUGCAUCAGCUGCACUCACACCCUGCUGUGGGGUAAUUAAAUGACUGAAGCAUCA